UUGCCAUCUUGCAGAUGUCACAUCACGAACAACUUCUGUUCCUUUGCCGUGUCACAAGUAACUUCUGUUUCUUUUCGAAUUGAAGCACGGGUAUCACCGUCGUAAAGAUGGCUGCACCAACCGAAGCGCAGCUCGCACACCAGAAGCUCCUCGACGAGCUCGACCUUCAUUCCGUCCACAAAACCUUCCGCGCGUCCUCCUGGCGCCCAAACCACCGCCGCAACAAGAACAUCAAGACAAUCUUGAUGGAUGCUUCCCGCAAAGAGGCGUCCUCUUCUGUCGCCACUCCGCAGGACGUCUCAGGAUCCGUCACCCCGAUGCCCACCCUUGCGGCGCCUGAUAGCAAAGACGACGGGCUCUCGACCAGUGGCUCCUCCACCCCAGCCAAUGGCGCUGAUGCGCUCCCUAACAACCAAAACCCCAACCUCUCCCAGGCAUCCCGGAGCCUCUCGAAACUCGUCCUCGAAAAGACCCUGCGGCAGGGUGCUGCCGCCUCUGCAACUGGUGCGUCUACGGCACCCAGCGUAACGUACACGAACAUCGAAUCCGCUCCGUCGCUGGCGCACACCAGGCACUACUGCGACGCGACGGGCCUUCCUGCGCCAUACCUGGACCCCAAGACUAGGCUGCGCUACCACGAUAGGGAGGUGUUCAGCUUCAUCAGAAGCUUGCCGCAGGGUGUCGCGGAACAAUACCUAGAGGCUCGGGGCGCACAUGUUGUUCUCAAAUGAGCUUGGGGGCGAACAAUUCAAGUUUUGUCUCGGGAUGUCUUGGGAUGAUAGUGGCAGCACCGAUUUUUCCACAAUGAAAUCGCUCUAGGGUGGGGGUAAUCAUACGGAUAGCAUGGCGUUGGCGGAGUCGGGAAACGGCACAGGAAGGUUGAAGAACAUUUUUGGGGUGGCAGAACGCCUUAGUAUAUUCAGUUUUUAAUAUGCGUAGCAUAGGAUAUAUAUGUACGACCAUCUAAGUCAAGCCUCGCCUAUGCACCCUUCGCUUCUCAGCCAAGGGAUGUUAGAUGACGCUCCGGCUUAAUUGUGAUCGAGGUAAGAAUAAUUGCUUUGUGCCUGUAAUCUGACAGAUCACCGAGAACGUAUAGAAAGACGUACUCAGUUGCUGUAGCGUAGAGCUACAGCCGCCGCGGCAUAUACAGUCACUACAUAAAAGUGCCGUGAUAUUCUGAAGAUUACCCAAGGUCGCUAAACCAAUGGAA
Sodiomyces alkalinus F11 is the source of this 1210-nucleotide messenger RNA. RefSeq names its product YL1 nuclear. Gene Ontology annotation, cellular component: Ino80 complex. Bases 108 to 731 code for a protein of 207 amino acids. NCBI's taxonomy places the organism in Eukaryota, Fungi, Ascomycota, Sordariomycetes, Glomerellales, Plectosphaerellaceae. The record is from RefSeq and is a predicted model, not a curated record. The transcript has a single exon. Gene Ontology annotation, biological process: chromatin remodeling.